AUGUCUAUUCUAGUGAAACGACGCCGAGGUCGUCCUAGGCUUCACGAGUCGAAGGUCAUAAAAAACUUUGAUAGUGCUCUGAUAGAAGAAGUGAAGAAGUUCCCAGUUCUAUAUGAUCGUGAGAAUCCGAAUUAUCGCAAUAAAGCAGAGGCUAAUCGCUACUGGCGGCGGGUGGCCAUAAAGUUGAAUACUUCUGAGAGUGUUGUCAAGAACCGGUUGUUUCAACUGCGAAAUCGUUACAACGUAGAGAAACGACGUAUGGAAUUGAAUCCGGAAAGUUAUGAUGGUGAAUCCAACUGGCCCUUAUACAAGAAUAUAUCGUUUUUGGUUGAAUUUGGACAAGCACGUCAUCGACAUUUGAUGUCACAGACUGCAGCUGUAUCCUCAAGUGAGGAAGAUUGCAAUGCAGAUGACGAAGAAAAGAAUGAAUGCUACACCAACGAUUUACAUUUAAUACAGAAUUCAGAGAAGCCCAAAGAUGCAGAUAUAGUAAAUCAACUACAAUAUAACGAUAAUAAUUGCAUAGAUCGCGAAGAACUCUACAAUAAAAAGUUUAGAGCAUUUGGCGAGUUCUUGGCAUCAUCACUCAUAGAAAUGAGUGAAAUGCAGGCUUUGCACUUGGUUAAGAAAUUCACAACGGACUUGGUCGAGUAUUCAAAAUUGGGCGAUAUCAAUAAAUUAAAUAAAAAUGUGCAUCACUUAAAUAAUGGCGAUGAAUGUUUAUUAGAUUAAAUAAAACCAAAUAUAGCAUG
Messenger RNA from Musca vetustissima, 752 nucleotides. RefSeq lists its product as uncharacterized. The transcript has 2 exons. Lineage: Eukaryota; Metazoa; Arthropoda; Insecta; Diptera; Muscidae. Gene Ontology annotation, cellular component: transcription regulator complex; nucleus. Gene Ontology annotation, biological process: regulation of transcription by RNA polymerase II. The record is from RefSeq and is a predicted model, not a curated record. Bases 1 to 732 code for a protein of 243 amino acids.